Humulus lupulus (European hop) is the source of this 2215-nucleotide messenger RNA. RefSeq names its product DEAD-box ATP-dependent RNA helicase 47, mitochondrial. The transcript has 2 exons. The coding region runs from base 310 to 1947 and encodes 545 amino acids. Gene Ontology annotation, molecular function: ATP binding; RNA helicase activity; RNA binding. The record is from RefSeq and is a predicted model, not a curated record. NCBI's taxonomy places the organism in Eukaryota, Viridiplantae, Streptophyta, Magnoliopsida, Rosales, Cannabaceae.
AUUGAGAUGAGACCUAAAGAAAAGACUAACCCAAACCUCUCAGCCUCUCACUCGCUCAGUCCUUCAGCCACGCACGGCGCAGCCCCUUCGCUCACGGUCAGCCACGCACGGCCCAGCCUUUCUCUCUCUCUCUGUCGUUCGCGCUCGUCUUCUCCACUCCUGACUCGCGGUGCGGUGGUUCUCUUCUCUGUUCAGCUCAGUCACGGCCACUAUCUCCCAAGCUUCAACCCUUCUCAAGCUACGGAUGAUGUUACCGGAUUAAAAAACUGAGAUUUUGUUGCAUGAAUUACUAGCUAGAACUGAAAAAAUAUGCCUGCAUUAAUCUCGCCACGCUUUUUCCUUUUUGGAGGGUCGCUUCGCUUCCAAAAGUUUACCCAUGUUUCUAGGACGACUUGGUUCCACAGCAGUGUAGCGGUUCAGCAUCAGGUUGAUCGUGCCAAUGGACCUCUCACUGUUGAAAGCCUUGGUAUUAAGAGUAAGAUUGAAACCACAGAACCAAGGGAAGCAAGUAAAAUGAAAAGGUUGAAUACUCGUAAUGAAGUCCCCAAAGCUAAGAAGGCCAUAAGAAGCAAUGUGAUUAAGCCAACUGGGAUGCCAAAGAAGCUUGAAAUUGAGGCAGCACCAUUUGCAGCCAAGUCAUUUUCCGAGCUUGGCCUGCCUUCCACUUUGAUUGAGAGGUUAGAGAGUGAGGGCUUCACAACUCCUACCGAUGUUCAGUCUUCGGCUAUUCCUGUGAUUCUCAAUGGUCAAGAUGUUGUUAUUCAGUCUUACACGGGUUCAGGGAAGACUCUUGCUUAUUUGCUUCCAAUUCUCACUAAUGUAGGUCCACUAAAGGAGGACCGCCCUUCUGAUGGAUAUAGAGAAUCUGGGAAGAAAACGGACAUAGAAGCUGUCAUAGUGGCUCCUUCUAGGGAGCUGGGUAUGCAAAUUGUUAGGGAGGUUGAGAAACUAUUAGGUCCAACAGACAAAAGAGCGGUUCAGCAGCUGGUGGGGGGUGCAAAUCGUUCUAGGCAGGAAGAAGCUCUUAAGAAAAACAAACCUGUCAUUGUUGUUGGGACGCCUGGCCGGAUUGCUGAGAUCAGUGCUGCUGGGAAGCUUCACACUCAUGACUGUCGUUACUUGGUAUUAGACGAAGUUGAUGAACUCCUUUCUUUUAACUUCCGCGAGGACAUGCAUAGGAUAUUAGAACAUGUUGGUCGAAAACCAAGUGCAGACCCCAAAAACUCGGCUGCCAAGAGAAUCGAGCGGCAAACCAUUUUGGUUUCAGCAACAGUUCCAUUUGCAGUCACAAGAGCAGCCAGGAGUUGGGGGAAUGAUCCACUUCUUGUCCAAGCCAAAAAAGUCGUACCACUUGAAUCCAUCCCACAAUCUGGGCCUGUCCUGUCGAAGUCCUCGGCCAAUUCAACCUCGAAUCCUCAGACACAGCCAACAGUGGAGCUACCUCCCUCAUUGAAACACUUCCAUUGCGUCACAAGAGUACAGCACAAGGUUGACACAUUGAGGAGAUGCGUUCACGCACUUGAUGCCAAGUCUGUUAUAGCCUUCAUGAACCACACAAGGCAGCUAAAAGAUGCAGUCUUCAAGCUCGAGGCUCGUGGAAUGAUAGCAGCAGAGCUACACGGCGAUCUAGGCAAGCUUGCUCGAUCAACCACUUUGAAAAAAUUCAAGAAAGGAGAGAUCAGAAUUCUUGUAACGAACGAACUCUCGGCUAGAGGUUUGGAUGUGGCAGAAUGUGAUCUUGUGGUCAAUCUAGACUUGCCCACAGACACAAUUCACUACGCUCACCGAGCUGGUCGCACCGGACGAUUAGGUAGGCCAGGCACAGUUGUAUCACUGUGUGAAGAACGAGAAGUUUUUGUUGUGAAGAAGAUGCAAAAGCAGCUAGGGGUGCCUAUUCCUGCUUGUGAGUUUGUAGAAAGCAAGCUUAUUGUGACCGAAGAUGAGUAGAAGAUUACUUCAAAGAGUCAACAAAGUAUUUUUUUUUUAAAUUUAUUUUUUUGUUAUUUUUACUUUGUGCAACCAUAAGAAUCUAUAUAAAUAUUAUUGACUUGGGAAGAGAUGAUCAUACAUAUGAAGUUGGUAAUAAUAGUAAGUAAAGAAAGUGGAGUAAUCUAAUUGUAAUUUUUAUAGUGGAAAACUAGUUGUAAUAAAAAAUUACAUAAUCAACUCCUAUAAAUUAUUGGUAAAAUCUGAAUAAAUCUUUUUUUUAUUUUAA